Molecule: messenger RNA, 1378 nt
Organism: Chroicocephalus ridibundus (black-headed gull)
Lineage: Eukaryota; Metazoa; Chordata; Aves; Charadriiformes; Laridae
Gene: MCUB
Product: mitochondrial calcium uniporter dominant negative subunit beta
Exons: 8
Coding region: 207-1238 (343 amino acids)
Biological process (GO): mitochondrial calcium ion homeostasis; calcium import into the mitochondrion
Cellular component (GO): uniplex complex; mitochondrial inner membrane
Molecular function (GO): calcium channel inhibitor activity
Source: RefSeq, a predicted model, not a curated record
CCCAGCCCAGCCCAGCCCCUCCGCGGCGGCUGGCGGGAAGGGGAAGAGGAAAAACACACCAAACCGCCACCCCGGCCGCCGGAGGAGCCGCCCUCCGCUCGGGCGCGCCCACGCCCGGCGUGGCAACCCAGCGCCGCCCGCCCCGAGCCGAGCCGCGGCGGAGCGCGCCCGGUCGCCGCCGCCGGCGGAGGAGGAGGUCCGGGACGAUGCUAGCGGGACUAGGGCGAGCGGUGCGGAGCGGCUGGCCGCCGGUGCUGCUGUGCGGCCGGGCGGCGCGGGGCAGGCGGGAUGGCCGCCCGCCGCCCUCAGCGCCUCAGGUGCGCCCGUGGAGCCACGUCGGAGCCAGAGCUUGGCAGGGCCGGGAAGGAGCGGUACCUUACAGCACACUGGUGCCAUCUGACGAAGUAACUAUUAAUUACAGACAUGGUCUUCCUGUGAUAACUCUAACGCUGCCCACGAGAAGUGAACGCUGUCGGUUCACUGUUAAGCCUAUGGUUACCACCGUAGGGGCAUUCCUGCAGGAUGUGCAGAGAGAAGAUAAAGGAAUUGAGAGGGCAGAAGUCUUUGCAACAGAUGGUAGCAAGGUUUCUGAUGCCACCUUGAUGGAGGUCUUGUUGAUGAAUGACUUUAAACUUGUUAUCAACAACACAGCAUACAGUGUGUCACCUCCUGUAAGAGAUAAGCUGAGUAGUGAGCAUGCUACUGAAAUGGAAGACAUCAAAUCCUUGGUUCACAGACUGUUCGUGGCUCUACAUUUAGAAGACCACCAGGUCAGGAAAGAGAGAGAAUUGCUGCAGAAACUGGACCAUCUGAAAGAAGAGCUGCUGCCUCUUGAACAGAUGAAAGCCAGAAUCAUGGACAGUGCAGAUGCAAAGACCUCCAGGCUCCUAUGGGUUGGCUUAGCUCUGAUGUCAACACAAGGGGGAGCGCUGGCCUGGCUCACUUGGUGGGUCUAUUCCUGGGACAUCAUGGAGCCGGUCACAUACUUUAUCACUUACGGGAGUGCCAUGGCGUUCUAUGCCUACUUUGUUCUUACUAGACAGGACUACGUUUACCCUGAUGCUAAAGACAGGCAGUUCCUCCACUACUUCUACCGGAAAUCCAAAAAACGGCAUUUUAAUGUGGAACGAUACAACAAGCUCAAAGAAGACCUAGCAGAGGCAGAAGAAUCCCUGAGGCGCCUGCGCCAACCUCUGCACCUGAGGCUUCCCAUCCAGGAAAUCAGUGACAAGGACUGACUUUGGUUUUGUAUAUAUUAGAAUUGCCCUUUCAAACAUUUAGUCACUCAACAGAAACUGGAUAUUUUUGACCACUAUAGUUUUGAAAGUUGCAAUAAAUAUCUAUAAAAAUGAUUCGGUCACUUGAUGGUUUGGGUUUG